Messenger RNA from Poecilia latipinna (sailfin molly), 6124 nucleotides. It is a transcript of the gene muc5e, whose product is annotated as mucin-19. Gene Ontology annotation, cellular component: extracellular matrix. Bases 29 to 5914 code for a protein of 1961 amino acids. The transcript is spliced from 43 exons. Lineage: Eukaryota; Metazoa; Chordata; Actinopteri; Cyprinodontiformes; Poeciliidae. The record is from RefSeq and is a predicted model, not a curated record. Gene Ontology annotation, molecular function: protein binding.
UCAUUUUAUUAUUUAAAUUUUAUUAUUAAUGUUUUCUUUAAAAUAUCUCAAAACAUUCUCUAGAUUUUUUGUUUCCACCAUUUUGGUAAAUGUUAAACUAAUAACCCAUUUCUAUUCUAGAAGUAUGAGAAAAUAUCAUAUUGUACAAACUAGUACUGUACUGAUUCAUAUUCAGCAUAGUACUGAGUCAAUAUCAGAUCGAUUAAUCCUAAAUGACUUUCCGUCAUUAUUAUUGUUAUUAAUCACGUAUAAUUAUUAUUUACUGUUACCUCCUUUCUUUAUUUCUCUUGUAGUUUUUAGAGCAGGUGAAUCUCUGGGAACAACUGAGUCACUGAAAUAUACUUGCAAGACAUUCGGCAGUGGGGUCAUCAAGGCUUUCAGAGGUUCGCCUUUCUACGUGCGCUCCAACUGUCCGUUCACCUUCGCCCGCUUCACCCACAACCGGGUGGAGUGCGACAUCACCAUACGGCGAGGCCAAAACGGCUUGCUGAACCUCCUCGAGAUCAUCAUCAACAAGGUCAAGACUGUUGUGCAGAACGGAACCAUCCUGGUGGAGAAGAAAAGCAUUUCCCUUCCGUAUGACCACACUUACCAGCACAUAUUUCAGUACGGCAUCUACACCAGGCUGAGGAGCUCAUUACUCCCCCUGUCUGUCACCUGGCAGACUGCAGCUGGAGGAGGACUCGUCAGUGUUUGGGUCGAGCUAGACCAAGAACUGAGUUCUGACCUGACUGGACUCUGCGCGAUUCAAAACAUAGUGGACAACGUUGAGCAGCUAGUGGAAGAGUAUUUGAUUUCUGACGUCACCUGUUACCUUCAGGAUCUCCUUCCUCCUUUCAACCUGCUUUGCAGCGAGUUCUUCUCACACGCACUAGAAUGUCUGAUGUUCACAACCGCGAAGUACAUCACCCUCUGCGAUCAAAACAUUUACAACUACGAAGGCAACAACGAGGUCAGAUGCGCAUUCUUCAAGGAGAUUGCCCUUAUGUGUGGAAGAAGCAGUCGCCUUUGGGACUUGUGGAGAACAAUCACCAACUGUGCUCCACCAACGUGUCCUGGAGAACUGGUUUACGUUGAAGAGGGUUCUCCCUUCGUGCCAAGCUGCUCAAACCCAGACCUCAGAUUGUCCAACCUGGAGACCACCAGUUCCUGUGUCUGUCCCGCAGGUGAGUUUCUGGACGAUAACUUCAGCGAAUACCAGUGUGUGAGUCUCUCCAGUUGUCCCUGUGUGUUCAAUGAUAGGAUCUACUCUCCUGGAUACAUUCGCACCACCAAGUGUCAAACAUGUCAGUGCAAUAGUGGGAGGUGGCAGUGCUCUGGAAACUCCUGCCCAGCCAGAUGUCUCAUUGAAGGACAGUUUGUGACAACGUAUGACGGCAAGCGAUUUGCGCUUCCUGGUAAAUGCACAUACAUGGCAUCACAGGGCCCUAACUGGUCAAUUAGAGUUGAGUUUUCUUCAACAGAAGCAUCUUUGAAAGCUGUACAUGUACAGGUUUUCCAGGACAGUUAUACAUUCACUCUAAGCAAGGUAAAAGUAGGAGAACAAGAGAUUACUGAACUCUACCAGUCUGAUCAACUCCUCAUUUUCUGGAAGUCCUCGAUGUAUGUUGAAGUUCGUACGCCAUUUGGUCUGAAGCUCCAAGUCCAGGUGUUCCCUGAAAUCCAGCUGUACAUCAUGCCACCAACGCUGCAUUCUGGUCUGAUCUCAGGUCUUUGCGGCAACAGAAACAAUGACACCACAGACGACUUCAACACCAGUAGCGGGAUCAUCGAGAGCUCUGCCAAGCUUUUCGCUCUGUCCUGGAGUUUGGGAGAUUGUCGAGAGAACAUCCCCAACCCUUGCAUCAACACCGACAACGAAAUAUUUGCAGAUGAAAAGUGCUCUGUACUGAAUGACCCAGAUGGGAUAUUUGCCAGGUGCCACUCUUACAUCCCGACCGAUCAACACCACACGGCUUGCAUCCAGAGAACAUGUAACUGUGGCAACAAUCUGCAGCGGUGUUUGUGUGCUUCUUUGGGAAGUUACGCUAAAGCCUGUGCCGUUCUGGGUGCCGAGCUCGGGGACUGGAGGAGAGCCACCAACUGCACUCUGAAUUGCCUCAAGAACCAGGAGUUCUCCUACAGCGUCCAGGCCUGUAACAGCACAUGCCUUUCCCUGUCCGGCCACGAUCCCCGCUGUGAGCUGGACAAUUCUCCGACGGAGGGCUGUGGCUGUCCAGAAGGAACCUAUCUGAACCAGGAAUAUGCCUGCAUCCCAAAGGGGCAAUGCAUGUGUUCCCACAGUGGUGUCAUGACACCCCCAGGACCAGUAAUCAUUGAUGGACAACAGUGUCUUUGUGAAGAUGGAAAACUGCACUGCUCCAAGGACUGUGGUUGCAGUAAGGGGAAGGUUUGUGUUCACUGCUCCGAGUCAGCAGAGAACACAGCUCAGAAAACCUGCGGCAGUCUCAGUAAACCUUUGGGUGGCAAUGCAACCUGUGAGAGUGGCUGUUACUGCCCUCCGGAUCUCUAUGAGGACCACUACGGGAGAUGCGUUCCCAGAAAUAAUUGCACUUGUGUGUACAGUGGAGAAGUGUUCGGUGCGGGAGAGCUUGUCAAAACUGACUGUAAAACAUGCACCUGUGUUCAGGGCCAGUGGAGCUGCGAAAGUAAGGCAUGCUCAGGAAAGUGCCAAGUUUAUGGAAACGGACAUUACCAGACUUUUGAUUCUAAAUGGUAUCGCUUUGAUGGACACUGUCAGUACAGGCUCGUGGAGGAUUACUGUGGGAACAUAAAUGGUUCCUUCUCUGUCAGAGUAGAGAGUGUGCCCUGCUGCGAUGAAGCACUCACCUGUUCUCGUACCAUCGUUCUGGAUGUGGAGAACAAAGUCAGUCUGACACUGAGCGACAUGAAGGUGACCAGACAACUCCAAAGUGGCUGGACUCUGGAACAAGAACCCCUUUACACCAUACACACCGUUGGACUCUAUAUAAUAGUCUCAGUGCCAAGCAAAGGGCUAACUCUCAUUUGGGACAAACACACAAGGAUCACCAUAGAACUCCAUCCAUACUGGAGGAACAAAGUCUGUGGUCUCUGUGGCAAUUUUGACUCCAGUGAGAUGAAUGACCUACAGAUCAGUGGCUCAGCCGUGGUGACCAGUCCGCUAGCUUUUGGCAACAGCUGGAAGACCACCACUCCUCCUUGCUCAGAUGUGACCAUGGAGAUAUUUCCUUGUGAACGUAACUCCUACUGUUCUGCCUGGGCCCAGCGGCGCUGUAUGAUCCUUAAAGGAGACACAUUCAAGGACUGUCACUUAAAGGUGGAUCCAGAGCCCUACUAUCACGCAUGUGUACAGGAGUCUUGCUCCUGUGAGUUUGAAGGAAAGUUCUUGGGUUACUGCACGGCAGUGGCCGCCUAUGCAGAGGCCUGCAGCGAUCAAAAUGUUUGCAUAAACUGGAGGACGCCUGAUUUGUGUCCUGCCUACUGUGACUACUACAACGAGCAAGGCCAGUGUACGUGGCACUAUGAAGCCUGUGGAAGGAUGCUGACCUGUGGCAAAACCAACUAUUUUCAACACAAGUUGGAAGGCUGUUAUCCAAGAUGCCCUAGGGAGACUCCAUACUUUGAUGAGAGUACUGGUAAAUGCACUGAAUUGAGAAAUUGUCCCUGCUAUUUCAAUGAAACCAUCGUCCCACCUGGGGGUGAAGUUAUUAUAAACUUUGUUGGCUGUACUUGUGAAAGUGGAACUAUCAUUUGCUCUCCUACAACAACAUUAUCAUCAAUUGCCACUGAAACAACUGCACCCUCCACAACUCCUGUAACACUGAUUACAACUACCAGUGUCUUGACUGCUACUGACACAUUGCUCACUAGCGCCACCUCUACAGAAGCAACUUCAACUUCUCCAAGUAUAACACCGGGAACUGGUGCUUCUACACCGGUGACGCCAAUGUCUUCAAGUACAACUAUUCCUACUCCAGUAACGGCAACGUCCUCCAGUACGUUGACUUCAGUGUCUACAGAAGAAACCACAACUGUGAAUAUUACAACUGGACCACCUACGAGUAGUCAGCCGUCACCCACACCCUGUCUCUGCAAAGACCUGAAACAGGAAAAAAGCUGGGCUUGUGGUGACACUUGGACAGAGGACUGUUUUAUUAAGAGGUGUUUAAAUGGAAGAAUAGAGUUGCUCCCAGUGGUCUGUCCGGAACCUGUUGUUCCUAAAUGUCCAAGGAAUAAGUUGAUACAGAUCAACGAUGGAUGCUGUGAAUCAUUUAGCUGUGACUGUCGCUGUGAGCUCUACGGAGACCCUCACUACAUCUCUUUUAAUGGCUUAUCCUUUGAUUUCCUGAAAAGCUGCACCUACAUUCUGGUGGAAGAGCAGUCACCACGCUACCACCUGGCCAUUGCGGUGGACAACUUCGACUGCGUACAGGGACUCCAAGGCUCCUGUGUCAAGGGAGUUAUUGUUAACUAUCAGAACAAUACUGCUAAACUCAGUGUCAACCAUCAUCCUGUUGCUGUUCAGGCGACUCUGAACAAUGAGACUGUGCAACCACCCUAUGAAAAGGAUGGCUUGAGAUUUGAAACCACAGAUUACGAGGUGAACAUCUUCUUUCCUGAGAUCCGCUCUUAUGUCUCCCUCUCUCCGUCUUUCACCCUCGUGGUCAACCUUGCCAUGGAGAACUUUGUCAACAACACCCAAGGACAAUGUGGUGUGUGUGGUGGUGCCUCGUGCAUCCGUAGAGGAGGACGGAUCGAGAACGACACUUGCUGCGAAAAGACGGCCUACGACUGGGUGUACCGUGACCCUUUGAAGCCCGAGUGUUUUUCAGCACCAGCAGAUGUACCGUGUGAUCUUGAACCCCCUGGAGAACCCACUGGGCCCCCACCUACCUGUUCUCCAAACUCGCAAUGUCACCUGCUUGAACAUCCAGUGUUUGCUAACUGCAGCAAAUAUGUGGACAUACGUACCAGAAAGAAGAACUGUGAGUUUGAUUCGUGCUCCACCCUAAAUAAUUCUUGCUCUUCUUUGGAACACACCGCUGGGGAGUGUAAACAAGCUGGUUUCUGUAUUCACUGGAGAGAACUGACUAAUGGAAGUUGUGAUGUGAAAUGUUCCGGUGAUUUGAUCUAUGAAGAAUGCCGGAACAAAAAAGAUGACUUCUGCUUUGGAGGAAUUGUUCAUUCUGGGCCCACUCUUGAAAAGACCACCUCUGGUUGUUUCUGCCCUCCAGGACUUGUCAGGGCAGGAAACCACUCAAAUAUUUGUGUGAAACAAUGCAAUUAUUGCAAAGGACCACUUGGAAUGCCGAAAUUCCCUGGAGAGGUGUGGGAGUCUAAUUGCCACCUGUGCACAUGUAACAAUCAGACUAUGAGUGAGGAUUGUUCUCCAAAAUCUCUUUUGCCAGUGCCUGUCUGUUCCCCAAAUGCCAGCUUGGUGAACACCACUUGUUGUGGUGAUCCAAUUUGUGUUGAGAAAACCUGCGUCUACAGUGGAACCACAUACAAAGUGGGAGAGACAUGGACAGACCCGGAUGACCACUGCAUGUCCUUCAUCUGCACUGCUUAUGGCAUUCAGAGUGAACCAAGAGUCUAUCCUUCAGAUACUUCUCCUGAGGGUAACGCGACUUGGAACAACCGAGACUGCUGCUCCACCUGCAACCAGACCUGCGAGCCCAAACUGUCCAAAAUGAACGUCACCAUUGAUGACUGCUCCGCCGUCAUUGAAUUACCCGUGUGUGAGGGCCGAUGUCUGUCGGAACCCUGGGUGUUAGCACAUGCGUACCUGCAGGUCAAACAGGACUUCCGGUGCUGCCAGGAGGAGAGCUCAGACCUCCGAGUUCUGGAUGUGAAAUGCUUGGACCUCACUAGCAGAAAAUAUAACUACAAGCACGUGACCGGCUGCGCGUGCAAAGCUUGUGGUUCCCACUGAAGAGCGACGGCAAUCCACGUCUUUACACAUUUCUAAUGUGACUCUCAAAUUUAACGGAUGAUUUUAGGAAAAUGUUUCUGUUUUUACUGAAAUUAAUGUAUUCAAUUUUUUUAAUCUACUAAUCAUGAAAGCGUGUGCGUUUUAUUUAGCAUGUCUGCCUGCACUGCAAAGCAAAGCACUCUGUUUAAUAAAAGAUUUCAAGUGGACACA